AUCAACAAGAUGCGCACAGAGCUUGAGAUCCCCUUACAUAAUUUAAGGUCAUGAAUUUUGCCGGCAAAGUCGUUCUAAUUACGGGAGCAAGCUCCGGAAUCGGUGCUGCCACCGCCGUAAAGUUCGCCAAGUAUGGAGCUUGUCUGGCCCUGAAUGGCCGCAAUGCGGAGAACCUGAAGAAGGUGGCCGAGGAGUGCCUCAAAGUGGGCCAAUCCCAGCCAGCACUGGUGGUGGGCGAUAUCGCCAAGGAGGCGGAUACUCAGAGGAUCUGGACGGAGACCCUCGCGAAGUACGGCAAGCUGGAUGUGCUGAUCAACAAUGCCGGGAUUAUCGAGACGGGAACCAUUGAGACCACCAGUUUGGAGCAGUUCGAUCGCGUAAUGAACACGAACUUGCGAGCGAUCUACCACCUGACCAUGCUGGCCACUCCAGAGUUGGUCAAGAGCAAGGGGAACAUCGUGAAUGUAUCAAGCGUCAACGGAAUUCGCUCCUUCCCCGGCGUGCUGGCCUACAACAUAUCUAAAAUGGGCGUGGAUCAGUUUACCCGCUGCGUGGCCCUGGAGUUGGCCUCCAAAGGAGUUCGGGUGAACUGUGUGAAUCCCGGCGUCACAGUGACCAACCUGCACGCUCGAGGCGGUAUGGAUCCCGAGACGUACAAGAAGUUCCUGGAGCACUCAAAGACCACCCAUGCCCUGGGCCGUCCCGGGGAUGUCAAGGAGGUGGCUGCUGCCAUCGCCUUCCUGGCCAGUGACUUGGCCAGCUUCAGCACUGGAGUUAGCUUGCCCGUGGACGGAGGUCGCCAUGCCAUGUGCCCCCGCUGAAUUCGGAGGAUAUGGCCGGCGAAACCUUCACAUUCGGAACGUUUAGACUUUCCUGCAUGGAGUACUCCAUGUGUUAAAUGCAUUUAUCGCCCUGUUUACUAUUGUUAUUCGUUUUUUUGUUUAUGUACAUACAUAUAACUGGUUCUCAUUCUGUUAAGAAAAAUCACUUUUACCAAAAAAUUAGUAAAAUUAAACCAAGCAGUUAAUGCAUCUUUACAUAGAUUUGAAUGUAUACAAAAAUUUGUAAAUUGGCCCUUUUUAUUUCAAUUGCUGCCUUUGCUAUUCAUUCUUUUUUGUUUUUUAAUAAUAAAUAAAUUAACAAUA
Molecule: messenger RNA, 1145 nt
Organism: Drosophila ficusphila
Lineage: Eukaryota; Metazoa; Arthropoda; Insecta; Diptera; Drosophilidae
Product: glucose 1-dehydrogenase
Exons: 1
Coding region: 51-821 (256 amino acids)
Molecular function (GO): oxidoreductase activity
Source: RefSeq, a predicted model, not a curated record